Peronospora matthiolae is the source of this 567-nucleotide messenger RNA. The record is from the annotation of a GenBank genome assembly. Lineage: Eukaryota; Oomycota; Peronosporomycetes; Peronosporales; Peronosporaceae.
AUGCGUCCAUCGAUCUUUCUCUCCGCGGCAACCAUCUGCCUCUUAGUUUUUGUCAAAGACGCGGUGGCAACCCCGAACUCCGAGAAUCUUGUAGCGGCCGACGAUGAGAACAACGAGAGACAAAGCGAGCUACAACCUCAGUCGAAAGCAGAAGACUCUCUACCCACGAUCCCGCCCUCCAACCUCACCGGUAUCUUCAUUAAGAUCGUUCCGGGCAACAACGGAUCACUCCCAUCCCACAAGGACGGCAACUUCUUCGACGAAAGUAGUUCGGUAAGCUCGACCAGCUCUAUCAGCUCGGCGAGCCAAGUGAACUCGACGGGAUUUUUCGACGACGUGAACAAGCAUCAUCACGAACGUAAAUACAAUCGAUGGUUGAGAGAAGGCUUGACUGCGGAGAAGGCAAAGAAGAAGUAUGUAGAGCUUGGACCCAUGGUCGCUUUCACCCAUCCCAUCAAGGGUAUGGAGCUACACGCCUACCCACCGUGGCUUCAUGAGAAGUGCCAAUUUGUUGACAACGUGGAUAAGCCGGCCUGUGUUGACGAGAAGAAAACGCUUGAGGCGUAA